CUAGAAUAAAAGAAAACACAAUAUUCGAAUAUAUAUCAUUGACGAAUACAAAUAAAACAAGAGUGAAGAAUCUCUAGAAAAAACUAUCACUUUUUUAUGAGGGAACUCCAACAUAAAUGCACAAUAUAAAUUUCAUCUCACAUCAAAGCAAAAAUUGCUAUGCCAAACAAAAUAAGAAAAUAUUCAAUGUGCCAAAAUUGAUAUACUAGAAAUAAGACACUCUCAUCGAUUUUAAACCCAAACUUUAGAACAUUUGCUUAAAUGAUCACCUUUCAUAUGGAAUACAAAUCAAAAUUCUUUUUCGAACAAUCUGAAUAUUUGAAAUAAACAUGUGUGAAUACAUUUCAAAGUAAUUCAUAAAACUGAUCUUUGAAUAAUUAAUAGCCAAACCUCCUCCAUCCAUUUCUUUCAGUAGAAGUGCAAACAUUUGUUGUUGCUUGAUAUAGCGUUGUACAAAGAGCCUCAAAAGUGUCACAUAUCCAUGCACUUGAGCGACCAUUAUCCCCACAAUUUUACCUCAAUCAUUAAAUAUUGGUCUUCCUAAACAGUUAUUUUCACAACUCAAUCCUGCACACUGUAUGAUGGGAACACGAGAGUGUAAAUUCUUUUCAAAGUGAAACUCUUCACCAACAAACUGCGCGAACACAUCAUCAUUCCAAAUGUGACCCAUUAUAAGAUAACGAGGCGUGAAACUCAAAGGAUCACAAGUAUAUUAUGCAAAAGUACAACUAUCAUUUAGGAAAAUGACGCUUUCAAUGCAAGGAUAUGCUACCCUACCUGUCAAAAAUGAUCCAAUAUUGUUAUGAGGAUGCCCUAUGUGAAAUAUGGUCUCCACUAAAAUAUGGAUCCAUUGAUCGCCAAGGCCAUGGAAGCAUAGCUAUUGAUCGUGACAACUUUAGGCAAAGCCAAAUCCCACUCAAGUGAUAAAAGCACCAACUUUGCAGUCUUCUUAAACACUUCUUGAUCCAGAUUAUGAAUUUUAAUUUUCAAAGAUGGAAGAUUAGUCAGAACACGAGCGCAUGUCAUCAAGAAUCCAUCAACUCCAAUGGAAACACCUGAAGCAUAUAUCACUUUCUCUUUUUUUUGAAACGAAAAGAUAUUUUUAAAACAAAAAUAGAUUUUUGUGCCUGAUGAAGUAAAUCGGAUGAUUUUGGAAUGGUUGCAGAACCUUGUAUUUAACAAAGAUACCCUGUAUAAGAAACAAUAAAGCAAUCUUUAUCUUUAUCUGUACAAAGAUAAGAGCCAAAUUGGAACAAUGUUCCUGCCUAAAAUUUGAUAUCCAAUUACACACAGUAAUGGGUCGGGUUUGGGCUUCUGCUGGCAUGGAUGGGUUUGGCGUCCUGUCUUUUUAGGGCCAGCUGUUCACAUGGAACGAUGCUUUCGAAUAGUGCCAGAUCCGUAAAAAAAGAACGAGCUCUCUCUUCUCUCCACCUAAACGGCAAAGCAUCUAGGGUUCCUCUUCCUAUGGAGGACAUAUAGCCUUCGAAUGGAACAAGGUAGGAGACGACAACGCCGACUAUCUUUUUUACCAUAGGGAUUCUGCCGGCCAUUAACGGAGGAGCUUCGACGGCCAUUAACGGAGGAGCUUCGAAGGCCAUUAAAGGAGGAGCUUUGGGCAUAAAUUGUAGGCCAGGUAUGUACAUAGCUUCAAUUGAAAAUUUUGUUUGAUUUUCCAUCUCAGCUCUAAAAGUGUUACUGAAAAAUCUAUUUUGACUGCAUCCAUUCUUUCCAUCAUCUUCUUCGGCUUUUACCUAUUAUUCAGGUUUGAAAUAGUUUUGAUUUUCUUUACAAAGUUAAUGCUUGCUUUUCGGUACCUCUUUUUCGAACUUGAACCCUGGUGGCAGUUGACAGAGCACCAUAGCCCAUUUCCUUCCAUCCAUGAGUUUAAAUUCUUUCUAAUUUUUCAGAUUCGCACAGGUAAUAUACCAAAUUGUAGCACUGCAUCAGCACUAACCUCCCUCUCCAAUUUUUUAGGAUCACUUAUGUCUACUUCCAAUUUGCAGAAUUAGUGAAUCAGGGACUGAGUUGUGUUUACGAAGUUAUAAAUGUUGUGGUUCUGUUGGAGAUGGCAGUUCAUAGGCAGAUCGAAAUACAUGACACUAUUUUCAAACCAAACAAGCAAGAUUUGGGCUUUGACUGAAGGUAAUGUUGUGUCAUGACAACUAUUAAUGGACAGUGUAAUGUAGACACAUAUCUUCCUAUAUACAAUGCUAGGAGAGAAAAAGGAACAGUGUUCCCGCCCAAAAUAUUGGGCCGGGUCACAGCCAAAUGGGCCUAUCACAUAGAGAGGCUGGAAAAUGAAGCCCAAAACUUACGUCGUACGCUAGACGCAAACUUUGCUGGAAAAAGCAAUAACUACAACUAAGUUUACCCCGUAAGCUUCCGAAAAUUAACAACAAAGCUUGCGCCGGAUUCCUCUCAGAUCUUCGCUGCUUCAACAAAGAUGUGGCGGCUGUUGUCUUCUUCGACCGGAGUCUGCCGCAAGGUUCUUCCGGAUCUAGGGUUUCAUCCAUUGGUCUCUUUGCCUUCGAGAUUAGCAGCCGGCAGUGGCAGGCUUCACAACUUCGAUCCACGCCAUGCUUCUCAAAAAAUGAGAUGGAGGAAAUUUGCUUCUCCUGUAGAAUCAAGGGAGAUUGGAGAAUAUGGUGGCUGGAUAACUUGACAAAGCUUGAGGAUGGAAGAUGGAUAUCUACUUUGCAAUGACACUGAUGGUAUAAUUUUUUAUUCAAAUAUUAUUUUUUUAUUGAAUUAAUAAUUUAAUUUUUUUUUUGAUUUCUACUAUCAUAAAUAAUACAGUAUCACUUUCAAAAGUGAUGAUUUUUUCUGCUUGCGUAUACUUUUUAGGGAAGCCUUAGGGCCCUCCUGAAGUUAUUAUAUGGCAAUUGUGCUGUCAUGGUGCGUUUGGGGCAUGACUAUGUUUAUAGCAAUUUGAGACUUUGAAUUCAAUGGGUGCGUGGUUUUGUUUGUGAACUUAGAAUUUCAUUUAAUUUUGGUCAAUUCAAUUAUGGGUGGGUCCGAAAAAUUGAAAACCGAGAACCGAAAUGAGAUCAAUCAACUUGUAGAAAGUAU
Molecule: messenger RNA, 3069 nt
Organism: Cuscuta campestris
Lineage: Eukaryota; Viridiplantae; Streptophyta; Magnoliopsida; Solanales; Convolvulaceae
Source: the annotation of a GenBank genome assembly